AUGGCGCUCUCUUCUUCUCAGAUCGUCUUGCUGUGUGCCGUCGGCAUUGUCUUGCUGGCCAAACCUGCUCAUGCUUUUGGCGCGGGCAAUAUCGGCUCCACCUCCAAGGUCGAGGGCGAGAACUGGCGACAUGGCGAUCUGGAAGACACGUUGCUCACCCUGGUCGCCGCUCGUGCCAUGGGAGGCAAGAAGUUCAGCAAGCUCGAUGUGAAGAGAGUCUACUUCGGGAACUGGCUUCGCGAUUACAGCCAGGCCGUGGACGUUGGGACGGUCAAAUAUGUCAGCGCCGAGGCCAUCCGCAUUCUUCUUUGGGUCCUGGGAUUCAUGUCCUUUGGCUACGGUUCCGGUGAAUUCGAAGUGACCACAGAGCGUCUUGGAUGCUAUCGACCGGAGGAGCACAUCGACAACCCCAAGGACUAUGCAGACAAUCUAGACGCGCGGCAAUACGAUCGCCGCCUGCGAGGUCCUGUCGAUGAACGUCGCGAGCUGUCCAUCAACCCACAGACUGCAUUGAAGAAUUACAUCGCCUCGGAGGGCAUGGGCAUUGACACUUCGGCCGGCUUGGUCCGAAAACUCUUCGGUCGGUCCAUCCAGCUAGGCCGUCAGUAUGCACGCAGCAAGAACAAGGCCGACCUCUAUGAAGCCCUCCGUCUCUUGGGGACCGGAUCGCACUGCCUGGAAGAUUACGCAGCCCACUCCAACUACGUCGAACUGGCCCUGAUUGAACUUGGUGAACGGGAUGUCUUCCCUCACGUCGGUCGUCGUACUGCCAUCCAGCUUCGCGAGGUGCGGCAUCCGGUCUAUCCAAUCGUGACUGGUACCUUUGGCGGCGUCGACUUUCUUCAUUCGGUCUGCGGCGAGUUCGACGACAAGACCACCCAGUCGGAAAUCGAAGAGCUUGAAGGCACCAUGCAACAAUACGGAAACGGCGACCAAGACAACAGCAUUCUGCAAGGGCUUCUGGACAAGAUUCCGUCGGGGGUCUUUGGCGGGAAAGAUGAGGCGGGAAAGGCUGAUGAGCUGAAACAAAACUCCCUCAACCACGCGAUGGAGAGCAGCCGCAUUUCACCAAGACAACCAGAGGAGUGGACUCAAUAUCUCAACGACGUCCAGAGACAGAUCUUGCCCAUCAUCGAGUGGCACGACGAGAUCAUGAAGGCCAUUACUGAGACCAUCGAGAAGAUUCCCAUCCUUCCCGACCUCAUUGAACAGCUCCAGGACGAGAUCAACAAAUUCGUAUUUUCUCUUCUGGCACCAUUCGUCGUCCCCAUCAUCAACCAAGUCAAAACAGAACUCAACACGGGAUCCAGCGAAAUCAUCAACUCCAGCAAGGAUAAGCAGCACAUCGUCUUCAACGACGACAACUCUUCCGACCCCACCCACUCAAUGCUUGCCAAAGACCAUUUCUCCAACAUUCUCAAUGAACCCGCCGGCAAGGUGGCCAGACAGACCGUCAAGUGGGUUGUUCCUCAGAUCGUGGCCUGCUGGGAUGACGAGAGUAUCGAUGUCAAUCGCACCCUGGACCGCAUCAUCCAUGGCGUUCUCCACCACCCGGCUCUCCGCGACCACGGUCAAGAUGGUGCCAGCGAUGGCCGUCAUUUGAUGUUUAGCGUCGUCGAAGAUUGGUGGCGAGGCAAGAGCGAGCAAGAAAAGGACGGAUUGCGCCGUCAACUUAGUCGUGAGGGGGUGCGGUCCGGUGAGAAUCAUAAGCCUGGGGUUCAGGACCAUGGCCACGGCAGCAACCGACCACUCGCGAUGGCGAACCUCAAUUCCGGUAGCCCGUUGUCUGGUUUUGGAGGCGACGCUUUCGGUGCCAUCGGCUCGGCUUUCGAGGGCGGGAACCCAGGCAGUGGACACUCCACUGCGCCUGUAGAUAAGAUUGGCGAGAUGGCCGGCGCCGCAGUUGGGGGUGGAAUACUCGGAUCUUUGGUGGGAGGUCUGACCAGUGGACUUGGAGGGAACCUCCUCGGCGGCGGGCUCGACACCAACAGCCAGACGUACAAGCGCGACUCGUACGGGCAGGAUGGCUCGUACACCGAGACCGUGACCGAGGUCGGCCAGUCACAAUCGGGUGAUCGAUACGGCCAAGCCCAAUACUCGUCGACCACUGGGGCUGCUGGCGGUCGUACCCACGAGGAGUAUAACCGCUUCGAGCAGACCGAGUACGGUGGACGGCUGCAGUCCGAAGUCCACCACGAAGAACGCACCAGCACUGGACAGUAUCGUGAGGAAACCCGUCGCUAUGGCGAUGGCGAUGGCGAUGACGGUGGCGCAUACGGUCGUCGCCCGGAGCACGAACGACAUCAUCGUCGGGGAUCCGGGUCACAUGGACGCCAUCACGAUUCCGAGUCGUACGAGCACCAUCGUCAUGAUGACGGUGGACAUCCGCGUGGCGACGAGGGGCGCUUUUACGGUAACCAGGGACAGGAUCGUCGUCCGGAACCCGAGAUACCAGGCUACGGCGGUGUUGAAGGGUUUGGCCGUCACGAGCGCCGUGAAGACUAUGGCAGGCGAGAAGACAACGAAUACGGCUCCGGUGGCGGGUAUGGACGUCAGCAAGAAUCCACUUACGGUCAAGACCAGUAUGGGCGUCGAGAAGAAUCCGGAUUCGGAUCGGCCGAGUAUGGGCGUCGGGAAGAACCAAGUGGUGGGUUCGGCGGUCCGGGCAGACGUCGAGAUGAACCCGACUUUGUUCCUGGCGGAUUCGGAGGGCCUCGAGACGAACCCGGAUUUAUCCCCGGUGGGUUUGAUGCACCUCCACGCGAACCCGACUUUGGCGGCGGCGGCUUUGGCGGCUUCGGCGGCGGUCGAGAGGAAUACGGCUCCGGUGCUGGUCGAGGCUACGGAGGCCAACAAGAGUACGGAGAACCGCCCCGCGAGGAGUAUGGCCGCCCGGAAGGUCAAGGUGACUACGACGCUGGGUAUGGUGGUGGAGAUGACGAUAAUGAGGCAUAUGCUCAGCGUCGGCGAUAUGGUGGCGAGGACGAGGGCGAGAACGAGGGUUAUGGCGGCGGCGGCGGAUACUCCCAGUACUGA
Molecule: messenger RNA, 3036 nt
Organism: Capronia epimyces CBS 606.96
Lineage: Eukaryota; Fungi; Ascomycota; Eurotiomycetes; Chaetothyriales; Herpotrichiellaceae
Exons: 4
Coding region: 1-3036 (1011 amino acids)
Source: RefSeq, a predicted model, not a curated record